This is a messenger RNA of Lotus japonicus, 1020 nucleotides long. Its product is annotated as ER membrane protein complex subunit 8/9 homolog. NCBI's taxonomy places the organism in Eukaryota, Viridiplantae, Streptophyta, Magnoliopsida, Fabales, Fabaceae. The transcript is spliced from 5 exons. Gene Ontology annotation, cellular component: EMC complex. The record is from RefSeq and is a predicted model, not a curated record. Bases 70 to 687 code for a protein of 205 amino acids.
CUUCGUAGCUAGCAUCAGAAACUGAACCAUCUCUGUAAAUUGAGCUUGUGCUCUGUUGAAUCUUGAGGCAUGGGCAGCGUCGAUUUGAGGUACGAGGUUGCACAGAAGGCAUACAUCAAACUCGUCCUUCACUCCCUCAAACACCCCACCUCCGCUGUCAACGGCAUCUUGAUCGGCCGCGUCUCCGCCUCCAACGACACCACCGUCGAGAUCGUCGAUGCCGUCCCUCUCUUCCACUCUCACAUCGCUCUUCUCCCUCAAUUGGAAAUCUCCCUCAUUCUGAUAGAGGAAUAUUUUUCCGCUAAAGGGUUGAACAUAGUUGGGUAUUUUCACGCGAAUGAGAGAUUUGAUGAUCAUGAGCUCGGUGGUGUGGCGAAGAAUAUCGGUGACCAUACCUGCCGCUACUUCCCCCAAGCUGCUAUUCUCUUGUUAGAUAAUAAGAAGCUUGAAGGUUUGAAAAAGAGCAAGGAACGUGGUGCUGUGAUGCAGCUUUAUGUUAGGGAUGCAUCUAAGAACUGGAAGUUGGUUCCGUCAGAUGGGAACAGUAGAUUCUCUCUCAAAGAGCCAUCAGCAAAUCUGGUCUUAUCAGACUAUAUUUCAUCUGAGAAAUGGAACAACAUUGUAGAUUUUGACGACCACCUCGAUGACUUAAGCAAGGAUUGGCUAAACCCAGGGCUCUUUAACUGAUGCCAACACUUGGGAAUUUCCAUCUUUACCCAGUUUACUUUUCAAGUGGAUGAUGCAUAUGCCGGAUUCUCGAUGAUGAACAAUGAGGGAACAGAUUUUGACGUGGGGAUUCUGAUUCAUGAGAAAAAUUUCAGAUGGAUAAGCAGGAUAUGUAACCGCUCUGUUUGACAAUCUUCAGUCUUCCGCUCGCAAGGGUUUUGGUUGAAGAGCCUUUGUUUUUUAUGGAAUGUACGUACAUUACAUUGGUGUUUUCUUGGUUUUGCUUGUUUACGCUUUUAUGUAUUUGGUUCAGAUUUAUUUGAUUAAUGUCAGGAGGACUACCAAACACAAGAA